Messenger RNA from Emiliania huxleyi CCMP1516, 1311 nucleotides. RefSeq lists its product as hypothetical. Gene Ontology annotation, molecular function: methyltransferase activity. The transcript is spliced from 9 exons. The record is from RefSeq and is a predicted model, not a curated record. Bases 1 to 1311 code for a protein of 436 amino acids. NCBI's taxonomy places the organism in Eukaryota, Haptophyta, Isochrysidales, Noelaerhabdaceae.
AUGCCCGAGCCGGCCACCACCUCCCUCGACGCCGCCCUCGACGCCGCCCUCCGCUCUCGGCGGUCGGACCACGGCGGCGUCCCUGUCGGCGCGCUGCUCGUCCCAAAGCGGAAGCUCACGAGCUGUCGGGCGGCGCUCGAGGCGGCCGUCGGCGACCUGCGGCACGGCACGCGGUCCGACGUGCGGCACGCGCUCGUGGUUGACCGCGUCACGCCGGACAUGUUCUUGCUCCAUGUUCCUGCCACCGUCGCGGGCGUCCUCGACGAUCCGGCCGCCGCGCCGGCAGAGCUGGCCGCCGCCGUCGCCUCGGCGGUCGGUGCGAGCGGCGCAGUCUUCUACUCCGGCGUGCGGCGGUGCGACGCGCUGUUUGGGCGCGCGCUGCCGCCGCUUGCACCGCGGCCGGGCCCACCCGAGGCCUUCACCUUUGCAGAGGUCUUUGCCGGCAUCGGAGGCUUCCGGCUCGGGCUGGAGCCACUCGGAGGGCGCUGCGUCUUUGCGGCCGCGCUCGACCCGCGCGGGCGGGCCUCCUCUUCCUUGGCCCUUCUCGGAGCCUGGUCUGAGCCUUCGCGUAGGCCGAGCUCGACCGCGCCGCCAGCCGGGCGCGGAGAGCCCCGUGCGGGCGACAUCUCCAGCGUGCACGCCGCCGACCUGCCCGCCUUCGACCUGCUCACCGCCGGCCAGCUCUACCGCGAGCUGGUUCGGCGAGGCCAGCUCUACCGCGAGCUGGUUCGGCGAGGCCAGCUCUACCGCGAGCUGGUUCGGCUGCUGUCCGCGCGGCAACCGGCCGCCUUCCUCUUCGAGAACGUGGCCAGCCUCACGGAAGGCCGCACCUUUGCGCGCAUCGUGGAGGAGCUCUCGCAGUGCGGCUACGCGGUGUCGUGGAGGGUGGUCAGCGCUAAGGAGUGGCUGCCGCAGCAGCGGGAGCGCGUCUACCUGGUCGGGUUCCGACGCGACCUCGGCAUCGAGAUGCGGUGGGACGGCGUGCGCGGCGGCAAGCCGUCCUCCGCGCUGCGCGACGUGCUCGAGGCCCCUCGCAGCGAGGCGGCGGCGGCGUGCGAGCUGAGCGAGGCACAGUGGCAGCAGCUGCGCGGCCAACUCGCCUCAUUCAAGCGGUGGCCGGGCGCGCCGCCCUGCUCUCUGUCCGACAGGGCCGUCGACUUGUGCGCAAAGGCGCCGACGCUGACGUCGUCGUACCGGCACGUCUCGAACUACACGAGCCGGUACGUCUGCGAGGAGCUCGACGGCUCGCUCCGCGACGGCGGGCAGCGCAGGCCGCGCUUCCUGUCGCCGCACUUUCUAGACACCUCCUAG